Alternaria novae-zelandiae is the source of this 624-nucleotide messenger RNA. RefSeq lists its product as uncharacterized. Gene Ontology annotation, biological process: regulation of translational fidelity; glutaminyl-tRNAGln biosynthesis via transamidation. The coding region runs from base 1 to 624 and encodes 207 amino acids. Gene Ontology annotation, molecular function: glutaminyl-tRNA synthase (glutamine-hydrolyzing) activity. The record is from RefSeq and is a predicted model, not a curated record. The transcript has a single exon. NCBI's taxonomy places the organism in Eukaryota, Fungi, Ascomycota, Dothideomycetes, Pleosporales, Pleosporaceae.
AUGGCGGCACGUCGCGCGUUUGCGUUCAAGAAGUUUUGCAAGCCUUCCCAAUACCUGCAAAUACGCUCCUACACGCCCUCACAUGUACGAUCAUACGAGGAUCCGUGGACGGAGGAAAAGCCGGCACAGAGGAAGACAGGCAUCCAUCCCGACGAACUCGAAGAGCUCCUAGCAAAGCCCACCUGGUCCGUCGAGUCCCUACUACCACCAAAGACGCGCGCUCCCGACGCCCCCCAGAUUACCUCUCAACAACUACAUCAUCUUCUCCGCCUAUCAGCCCUCCCGCCACCCGAAACGCCCGAACAAGAGCAGAAGAUGCUAGACACACUAGCAGCGCAAUUGCAUUUUGUGGGCAAGAUACAGGAAGUGGAUACAACGGGUGUGAAGCCGUUACGGGCUAUACGGGAUGAGACGAUGGCUGCAGAAGAAGAGCAGACAAUCACGUUGGAGACGCUGAGGGAUGCUUUGGAUAAAGAGAAGGUUAUAGGACAGCAUCACAAGCGGCUUCAACGGGAUACUACGCCUGUGGAUGCGAAGGAUGUUGAGGACUGGGAUGUUCUGGGCUCGGCAGAACGCAAAUCUGGCAAAUACUUUGUGGUAGAAAGCGAACGGCCGCAGGAAUGA